UGACUUAAUUCUUUUGAUCGAACCGAUUACGAAUGUUGAAGUAGACAUUGAUGAUAAUGGAAAGGAUAUUCGAUCCAGGGCGAAAGAGUUCAUGCGCGAAUGGUCAAAACUCGAUACUGAAGCAGACACGAUUAUCAAUAAUGUGCUAACAGUUUUUGAUGGAAAUCAGAAAGAUUCGAGCUAUUUCUGAUAUUUCUGAUUCAUUGUCUCGCAUAUUUGAACUACUAUUUACACUUUGUGAGGCUUCCACGAGCGAUCAAAAGAAUUCACGCCAACAAUCGCCUGCUGGAACAAAUUUAGAAAAUGAAGAAAUUUUGGCACCCCCCGAAAUAAAACACGAUCAAGACAAUACCUCAAAUGGUGUUGAAUAUACAGAACAAAAUGAAGUUUACAACAACCUGAUUUCUCCACAAAAAGAUGAUCAAGAAUUAUCAUUGAAAGAUAAUAAUAAUACAGUAAGACGUGGUUCAUUUGUUAUGGCUGAUGAAGGAAUUCAGGUCACUGGAAACGUUGGAAUAGCACAAGCAAGGAAUUCAUUUGCUGUUAGUCUAAUUCGUAGAAUCAAAUCGAAACUUGAAGGAAAAGAUUUUGAUUUAAAUACGAAAAUGAGUGUUUCUGAACAGGUAGAAUAACUUUUAAUUUUGCCCUUAAUUUUUAAACAUCCACUAACUAGUUAUUUAUUAGGUUGACAAAAUUAUUCAACAAGCAACUGAUAUAGACAAUUUGAGUGUAAUGUAUGAAGGUUGGACUGCUUGGAUUUAAUAUUUAGAGUUAGCAUUUGUCAUUAUUUAAAUUGUAGAAUAUUAAUUUAAUAAAUUGAAUUAG
This is a messenger RNA of Rhizophagus irregularis DAOM 181602=DAOM 197198, 825 nucleotides long. NCBI's taxonomy places the organism in Eukaryota, Fungi, Glomeromycota, Glomeromycetes, Glomerales, Glomeraceae. The record is from RefSeq and is a predicted model, not a curated record.